Plutella xylostella (diamondback moth) is the source of this 4765-nucleotide messenger RNA. The record is from RefSeq and is a predicted model, not a curated record. Lineage: Eukaryota; Metazoa; Arthropoda; Insecta; Lepidoptera; Plutellidae.
UAAUAAUUGCUUGUGGUACUGUGAUUUGAACACAGGCUAAAUUGGGAGUACUACGUCUUGUCAUUUUGACAUGGCCACAGAAUACUAGGAAAAUGACAGCAAAGCAAAAUCACAACAAAAAGUGAAAUUUCCCAAAUUUUGAGGGAAUUUUGCCUGUUAUUAUUCAUUACAUUAAUAUUUUGCUCUAAAAAAUACAAUAAAUGUUUACUACUUCACAACCAAAAGCUUAGUAGAUUAGUUGCUGUAGAAAUAUAAUGUAUUGAGAUCCGUCGCGCUUUCUGAUUACUAUAUAGUUGGGAGUGGAAUAGUGCGGUGUUUACCGUUAACAUCAUCAUUUAUGAAUGUGGGAUUGUUCAAUAGAGUUAAUAAUAAGAGCGGAGACUCUGACGGCAUGUACGCGGAGUGGAGCUCGCUGCCCCUGGAGGGGGGCGGGGCAGGUGUGCUCGGCGCGGUCGGCGGCCGCGAGGUUGUGCUGGCUGUCGUGAAGCAGCUCACGGAGACAGACCCCAGUCCUCUGCAUACUGAUGCUGAGGUGGAAUGGGUGCUCGAAGUGAUCCGCUUCGGUCUCUCGCUCCCGCUUCAAGAGCACGAAGCAGUCCGCGACUGCGUCCGCGUCUGCUGCUCGUGGCUGUCCCCGCUGCUUCCCCCCGCGCAGCCGGCACACCCCCCGCCCCCCGCGCUGCCCGCGCCCGUCGCCGCCGCCCCGAGACGAUAUGCUAGGAAGAUACUGAGUCACUUGCACAAUCUGUUUGUGCCAAGGCCUAAUGAGAGCGGCGACCUAAUCAACAAGCAAGCAGUCCUCUGCCACCGCGUGCUCCGCGUGGCGCGAGCCCUGGCCGGCAGCGCGGAGCUGGGCGCCAGCGAGUGGCGCUCGCUGCUGCUGCUGCUGCUGUCAGCUGCUGCUGCGCUGCUGGCGCCGCCCGCGCCGCCGCACUCGCCUCAGGACCAGUUCUGUCAGCGCGUGCUGUGUGUGCUGUUCGAGGUGUGGAUUCUCGCGUGUCACCGUUGCUUCCCGUCGCCGCCGCUGUGGCGCACGCUCCGCGUGCAGUGCCUGCGCUGGCGGCACCGCGCGGCGCUCGUUGAACAGUGGACGCGAGUGUCGCUCUGCCUUACCGCGCGCCUGCUGCGGCACAUGUACCCGCCGCUGUUCCCCCCCGUGCCCGUCAGCGAAGAGGACUCGACCCUCAUACCCCCGGACAUGAGCGCCGACGCGGUCAUGCAGACCUGGUACCGCAUCCUGCACACCAUCGGCAACCCGGUGGACCUGUGCCGCCCGCACGUCAUCAGCCAGACGCCGGACUUCUUGCAGUACUCAAUAACGCAAGAAGAAGGCGCCCGCGACCCGAGCCAGCACCCGUGUCUCCAGGCCCUGCCCUCCAUCUUCCACAAGGCGAUGAAGGCGAUAGCGGCCCACGUCGACGCGUUUCUAGGUAACAGCACGAGCAGUUGGUGGGGCACUACGGCGGAGCCCGAGGACUCCACGCCGCCGCCGCAUCGCCGGCUCGCCAAGAGCUUCAGUGUGUCCAACGCUAAACGCAAUGACAAACAGACGGAGAAAGGUGCCCCACGGACGUCGCUGAUGGGUCUGUCGAGCGGGGGACGCCCCGUCAGUGUUGCCCCCACCACGCCGCCCAACUCUAUCACUUCUCAUGUAGGUGAAUGCGAGAAGCUGCCGCUGACCCCGCUGCGUCCGAAGGUGAACUCCAUCUUCCAUCUGUUCGGGGAGUGGCUGUUCGAGGCCGCACUCAUAGGGACCCAGCCCGCCAGCAGUCAACCGCGAGCAGAAGGCACGCCGCCGCCAUCUUCACUGGGCGACGUGCCACCGCCCAAGAUCAACAUGAUGAGCUAUCAGCCAGGUCGGGCCGAAGCCCUAGGUACUCUCUGCCGGGUGCUCUGCUCCAAGCAGUGCGGCGAGGAGGUGUUGGCCGCCUACCUGGCUCGGUGCUACGCGGCCAUACACCGCGGGCUGAGGGACCCCGCUACUGCUGCCGCCGUUGUGUUGAACGCGCAUGAUAUCUUCCGACAAGACCUAGACGGCGUGCUAGUGCUUGUGCCAGACUUCAUCUACGCACUAGAGAGGAUUCUCCCCGAGCGGGAACCGAAGCUAGAAUGCGGUUCCAUAGACAAGAGAGAGCUGCGGAAGGCCGCCAUUAGCCUUCUACUGUCUAUGGUCGCCUUUCCUUACCACUAUAGAGGACUGCCCAUUCCGGAGUUCCCUGGAUCUAAUGACAACAGCGGCACAAACGUGCUAGCCAGCGGUCGCAUAUCCCUCCUAUGCGUCGGGGCAGUGGGCGCAGAGACCGAGGACGCCCUAGCGGCGCCACUGUUGGGUGCUCUGUACUUGUGUGUGCGCCACGCCGCGCCCACUACGCCGCGAUUGGCCGCUUCUAACUCGCACCACACCGACUAUAAAGCCCGGUCGGAGAGCGGCGGCAGUGUGGGCGGCAGUGACGGCAGUUCCCUUGACGACCUGACAGCCGACGUUAGGGACCUAGACCCGACAUCGCCUGUUUUUGGGGCGGCUUUAGUAGUCCGCGCGACGUAUCUAGUCUGUCACAGACUGAUAUCGUCGUGGAAGGGAGACCUGCAAGUGUCAUUGGCCGCACUGGAACUGCUGUCUGGACUCGCCAAGUUGCAUUCUGCUAAGCCAGAGUUCGUGAUCGAAGCGAUAGAACGCAAGCGCGCCGUCCGCUGGAUAUGCGACUACAUCACCGUGCAGUGCGGCCGCCCGCCCCAGGCCCACUCCAGAGACCUGCACUCUUGUGUGGUGGCCGCCUACUCGUGCCUGUCUUCUUGGCUGUGUCCCGCCUUGCUGGCCGAUGCAGAGUGUCUGGGGACCUUGAUGGAAGUGGUUGAGCUGGGGAUUUCCGGGAGCAAGAGUCAAGGCAAGCCCGGAGAGCCGCCUAAGAUGAAACACGAAAAAGAACUGAAACCCGUCUCUAUGAGGGUGCGGGACGCCGCCGAGUCACUGCUCAUGCUCAUUGUGGAACAGCAAUACCUAAGCUCCGGGGCUCGCUGUAGACUGGACGAGCGCUGGUUAGCUUCGCUUGGACACACUAAUCUGAGACACUACGUGGUGGAUGGGUCAAUACUGCUGACGCUGCUUGAAGAGCCACUGGCUAAUAGCCAGGAGCCGCAGCCUACGCUUAUUGUGAUAGCCCGCUCCAGCUGGGGCCGCUACGCGUGGUCGCUCUGCUCGCGGGGCGCCCCACGCUCGGCCACGCGCGGCGGCGGAGGGUGUCCCCGGCCCGUGGACAUGGGCCCCGCGCCGCCGCCGCCGCGCCGCACCGUGCUGCCGCUGCCGCCGUCGCCGCCUUGCGCCACCGACGCAUCCUUCCCCCGCCUGGACGCCGUCCUACGCCAGCUGAACGACCCGGCCGCGCCCGCGCUGUUCAAGAUGCUGGAGCAGCAGGCCGCCGUGGAGCGCGCCGCCAGCCACGCGCCGCACCAGGAGCCUGAGGAAUGCGUGCCCCCGGAGCCCGUCACUGAGUUCCAGACGGCAAGGCUCUUCCUCUCCAACUUCGGCUAUCUCAACAUCGGCGGGGAUAAGAAGACCGGCCCCCCACGCCUCAUAGCGCUCGACAGCACUAAACCCGGUUUCUCCGAAGCGCUCCGCCGGAUCGACUCGACCGGCCCCCGAGCCGCCGUGACCGUGCACGUGAUGUACGCGCGAGCCGGACAGACGGUGGCCAGGGACAUCGUGGCGAAUAGUUCCACGCCGCUGCCUAGCGCCUUUGUGCACAUGCUGAGGGGGCUAGGCACCCCAGUCCGCGUCCGAACACACCCCGGCUGGACAGGCCACGUCAGCAGCAGCUACGACGCGGCGCGCGAGCUCGGGGACUCCCCGCCGCCGCCGCCCAGCCAGGGUCAGGCGCCCUGUGUGUAUGAUGGGAGGGAACAGGUGCUAUACUGGUCGGAUGCUACCAACGAGAUCGCGUUCGUGGUUCCUUCACUCGCUGCACAUUCGGAGACGGAUGAGAAUAAGAACGAGAGUGUGAGGUCUGAUGUCGACGGCUCCUGUCUGUCUUCAAGUACCAGGACCUCAGAGAAGCCGGAAGGCUCGUGCUGGGACGUGUCCAGCAACAGUUCCGGAGCUCCGUCCUACGAGCGAAGCAUCAGCGAGUCGGACCGAGGGGAGAAGAGGGUCAGCCUGUCGGAGAAGACUAGGGCUCUGUCGUUGGAGCUGGACAAGCAGGCUGGGCUUACUGGUAGUGGACGUCGCAACCGAGAAUACUCGACGAAGAUUCUCAUAAUUUGGCUGGAAGACUUCGAAGAUCACCUCAACAUGCCUAUAGACGACCUCCUACAAUACUGCGACACGGGGCUCCCGUGGCGGCGGCACGGCACGUGCGUGAUCUCCGUGUCGGGGCGCCGGUCCGGCCUGGUCCGCGUGCGCACCGCCGCGCCCGGCGCCGGCCCGCUGGCCGACGGCGCGCUGCUGGCGCCGCAUCUGCUGCCGGAUUGUCUGAGACGGGCGGCUUUAGAUGUUGCAGCGAGAAGAAGAUUGAAUAGCGACACGCACCAGCCCCCGCACGUGCGCCGCCGCCACCUCAUCCAGGAGAUGGCACAACAGUACCGCCGCGAGCUCAGCGAGCCCGAGCUGCUGGAGUCACUAUUCCUACCGCCGUAAGGACUAGACUACCGUGGCAAGAAUGAAGGGAAAUGUCAGGACCGAAGGACCAGAAGACGUGACAAAAGUUUUGCAUCGAGAUCAUUCACAUCGCGCAGCCUCAAGAGCGAGCGCGACGUAGAACUUUUGUCACGU